ACACUGGGGACAAACAUCUCCAUGGUUGGGUGGAAUUAAUCCUCUAGACCAAGAAAUGCCAAUAGAUGGGGAUGAUGGAUUUUUCCCUACAUCUGGCAAUGACUUGAAACCAGAAGUAGUCAAUUCCAGUCGGAAGUAUCGUGUUCGUGUUCUAGUUUGUGCUCCAUCAAAUUCUGCGCUCAACGAGAUUGUGUUGCGCAUUCUAAACACUGGGUCCACCAGGGACUGGAAAAACACAAACCAUACUUGGGAUUCUCCUUGCCAUUUUGCAUUCAACUCCUGCUAGAGUACACUCCAACA
Solanum stenotomum is the source of this 300-nucleotide messenger RNA. Its product is annotated as probable helicase MAGATAMA 3. The transcript has 3 exons. The record is from RefSeq and is a predicted model, not a curated record. The coding region runs from base 56 to 286 and encodes 76 amino acids. NCBI's taxonomy places the organism in Eukaryota, Viridiplantae, Streptophyta, Magnoliopsida, Solanales, Solanaceae.